AUUCAAAUUGAAGGGCAUUGGAUAAAAUGGUUUUAUCCAUGUAGAAUUAUUUUUGAUUUCCAUGAUAUUGGUACGAAGUUUUCACUGUAGUUAACGAUGAUUAAUUUCCGCUAUAGAACCUGUGGGAUACAUAAGGUGAGUUCUUCCUCCUAACCUAAUUUUCUCCAUCCACAUGAGUCAGAAAUCGAAACCCGGACCACAUUCCUCAAUAAGAUGACCAUAAACAUCCAUGCACUAGCCUAAUUAUUCAUAACUAACUUUCAAUUUUUUUUUUCCUUCAAAUUAUUACAUGUGUGCAUGGAGCCAUAUAUUUGAUGAUGUGUCCUCUUGAAAAUGAAAUAAUCAAUGUUUGUGGUUCUUCAUUCAUAAAUUAAUUUCCACUCUCCACCACCUUCACGUCAUGCAUCACUGAUUCCUUCUGAAUCUUUAAUGCGAGUGUUAUUUCUGUAAAUAUAGUCACAUCCAAACCCAAAAACUAAAAACAACAGUAAUAGUAGUAAUAGUUUCCUUUCGCUUUUGUAAUAUCCGUUGGUGAAAGUUGAAACUUCGCUUUUCUCAAUAUUCUCUCUUCUCUUCUUUUCUUUUCUUUUCUUUUCUUUUUUUCUUUUUCUUUUCCUUUUCUUUCUUCUUUAUUUCUUUUCAACCAUUGAAAAUUUUAUCACCAACCAAACAUUCUCUAAUUUUCACUCCACACUCACCGGAGCUACCACAGCAAUGGCACCUUCCGCCAAUUCCACCGGCGGUGCCGUGCCGUUGCUAACAAACCGAACAUUAGGUCUCAAAUUCUACUACUUAAUCCUCAUUUUCGUCGCAAUCGUGAUCGCAAUUAUUCUCUUAAUCAUUCUAUGCAUUCGCCGGAAUCGAAGCUCAAAAAAGAGCAAAAUGCGAGUGAAGCAUAGUUCCGGCACAAUUCCACUUGUUUCUAAGGAGAUCGUGGAGGUGAUAAAGAUCGAACACGUUGUUGAUGAUGAAUCGAAGAUUCAGAAGCAAGUAGAGUGUGAGAUCGAAGAGUGUAGUAGUGUGUCGGUGGAGUCUCCGUCUCAGAAUAUAGGUUGGGGACGGUGGUAUAGUUUGAAGGAAUUGGAGAAUGCGACGGAUGGAUUUGCUGAAGGGAACGUGAUCGGAGAAGGAGGUUAUGGAAUUGUUUACAGAGGAAUUUUACAAGACGGUUCUGUGGUUGCUGUGAAAAAUCUUCUCAAUAAUAAGGGUCAAGCAGAGAAAGAGUUUAAGGUGGAGGUUGAAGCUAUUGGAAAAGUGAGGCAUAAGAAUUUGGUUGGAUUAGUUGGAUAUUGCGCGGAUGGUGCUCAAAGGAUGCUUGUUUAUGAAUAUGUUGACAAUGGAAAUUUGGAGCAGUGGUUGCAUGGUGAUGUAGGACCUGUUAGUCCAUUGACUUGGGAUAUACGAAUGAAGAUUGCUGUUGGCACUGCAAAAGGGCUAGCCUAUUUGCACGAAGGCUUAGAACCCAAAGUUGUUCACCGAGAUGUAAAAUCGAGCAAUAUUCUCUUGGACAAAAAAUGGAAUGCCAAAGUAUCAGACUUUGGACUUGCUAAGCUCUUAGGGUCUGGGAAAAGCUAUGUGACAACACGUGUCAUGGGGACAUUUGGAUAUGUUUCACCCGAGUAUGCAAGCACGGGUAUGCUUAAUGAGGGCAGUGAUGUGUAUAGUUUUGGGAUUCUACUCAUGGAGCUAGUUACCGGAAGAAGUCCCAUUGAUUAUUCUAGAGCACCUGCAGAGAUGAACUUGGUUGAUUGGUUUAAGGGAAUGGUAGCAAGUCGUCGCGGGGAUGAGCUAGUUGAUCCUUUGAUCGAGAUUCAGCCCUCUCCAAGAUCUUUGAAACGAGCUUUACUGGUCUGUCUUCGCUGUAUAGAUUUGGAUGCCAACAAGCGACCAAAGAUGGGCCAAAUUGUUCAUAUGCUUGAGGCAGAUGAUUUUCCCUUUCGUUCUGAACUUCGAACAAGAGAGAAAGAUCCUGUUCCCUCUCAAGUUGACCUUUCCAAAAAGAUUCCGUAUCCAACAAGACACGUGGAGCCCGUAUAUAAAGCGAGCUGGAGAUGAUUGUCUGUUGCAAUGGCCAUGGGAGCCUUGGAUUACGAAAUACUAGUGCUAAUAAUGUUCAACUUGUUAUGAAAAAGUCAGAAGCCAUUGUGCAUAUCUUAUAUUACCAUGUAGUUAAUAGUUAUUUUUCUUUAGGUCUUAACAUAUUUAGUAUGCAUUAUCUUGUGAAUAAACAAGCUCUGUAAAUAUGUAUCUCUCACGGUAUAUCAAUUUUAUCGUCUGCAGUAUUGCAUAAGUUAUUGCUUAUGUUAUUUAUUCGAAGAUUUUAUUGUUUGUACA
Molecule: messenger RNA, 2334 nt
Organism: Trifolium pratense (red clover)
Lineage: Eukaryota; Viridiplantae; Streptophyta; Magnoliopsida; Fabales; Fabaceae
Product: probable receptor-like serine/threonine-protein kinase At4g34500
Exons: 7
Coding region: 715-2055 (446 amino acids)
Biological process (GO): protein phosphorylation
Molecular function (GO): protein kinase activity; ATP binding
Source: RefSeq, a predicted model, not a curated record